GAUUGGCUGAGGCGCAAAGGAGGACUUGCACAUUCACAAGCGAGUCUUCUGGAAAACUUGGCGAGAUUUUUUCGUGUUUUUUUUAAUCUUGUGUUUAUGUAAAUGUCAUUUUCCUCGACUGGCGUCGGGAGAAUCGCUUCUGCGAGUCGGUUCGGGGUCCCGGCGGAGCCGCCGCCGCCGAUGAGAAUCCGCGACUUUUAAAUGCGACUUCGGAGGACGGCGAGUCGCCUUCCUCCCCCCGCCGAAGUGAAGCCAGCUUCGCCUGUAACUCAGCCGAGCGCCGCCAUGCAGGGAAAUGUCGGCGUCUACGCAGUCAAGAGGAGGAAAAAGCCCACGCAGAAGAAGGCCGCACCGCCGCCCGCCAAGACCAACGCGUCCAAGCGGCACCGCGACCGCCUCAACGUGGAGCUGGAGCGCCUGACCGGCCUGCUGCCGUUCUCCGAGGAAGUCCGCAACCGCCUGGACAAGCUGUCGGUGCUGCGCCUCAGCGUCGGCUACCUCAAAGUCAAGAGUUACUUCCGCUCGCGCCCCAGGAACGGAACGCCGCUCCCGCCCCCCGACGGCGCCACCAAGUCGGCGUCGCUGGACGGCGUCCGCCUCUCCGAGGGCGAGCUCCUCCUCAAGUCGCUCAACGGCUUCGUCUUGGUGGUGACGGGCGACGGCACCAUUUUUUACACUUCGCCCACCAUUCAGGACUUCCUGGGCUUCCAUCAGUCCGACGUGGUGCAGCAGAGCGUCUUCCACCUCAUCCACAUCGACGACAGAGAAAUGUUCAACUGCCAGCUGAAGCUGGGCGUCCACCUCAGCGAAACCGGACCGGACGCCACGGCCAAGAGCAACUCUCAGAGUCUCCAGACCCCGGAGAACGCCUUCUUCCUGGAGAGGAGCUUCUGCUGUCGCCUCCGUUGCCUCCUGGACAACACGUCUGGAUUCUUGGCCUUAAAAUUCUCCGGGCAUCUGAAGUAUCUCCGGGAGGACGCGGGCCCCGAGGGGAACCCUCUGCUGGGCCUGUUCACCAUCGCUACGCCCAUCCAGCCGCCGCCCGUCAUGGAGAUCCGCACCAGGACGCUCAUUUUCCAGACCAAGCACCGGAUGGACUUUGCCCCCAUGGCCGUGGACACCAGGGGCAAACUGGUCUUGGGUUACUCGGAGACCGAGUUAAUCACACCGGGUUCCGGCUACCAGUUUGUGCACGCCGCCGACAUGAUGUACUGCGCCGACAACCACCUCAAGAUGAUCAAGACUGGAGACAGCGGCUUUACUUUCUUCCGGCUGCUCACCAAGACGGGCCAGUGGUUGUGGGUACAAGCCACCGCCCGCGUGGUCUUCAAAGACGGACGGCCCGACUUCAUCAUCGCCCGCCAGAAGCCUCUAACGAAUGAAGAGGGAGAGGAAUACCUGCAGCAGAGAAGACACCAACUGCCCUUUAACUUAGCCACGGGAGAAGGUGUCCUGUAUGAUCUGUCCCUGGAUGCCUUCACCGUCCCAGGUUCUGCGGGCACCGGGGAGCCCCUGGCGGAAAAUCAUCUGGAUCCCAGCUCCAUCCUGGGAUCCUUACACCGCCAGGACCGCUCACUUUAUUGCCAGAAGCUGCUCCCCCAAGCCCCCGUUUUCUCUCGCAUAGACGAGACGGAUCUGGAUCAGCCUCUGGAUCGAGCCUUCGCAGACAGCCACGCUCUGCUCAGCGUUCCGGGUCAGCUGGAAGAGACGCCCGGUUCCGGGGGCUACAGCGCGGACCCCAUGCUGGACUCGCUGGAGCAGAUCUUGAGAGACCUAGGCGAGGGCGGUCUUGACGGUCUAGAGGUGGAGCGGCGCGAGGUGAGAGACUGGGAGAACACGCUGCUCAGGAUGAACCAAGACCGAGACCUGGAUCAGAUCCUGGCCAACGACGUCUUCUCCUACGUGGAAGAGGCCCUCGGGAUAAAAACCUCGGGAGAGGACAAAACUCUUCUACAUUCUCCGAACUCUUCGCGGCCGUUCGACUGCGGACAGGAAGUUCUUCCCGGCAUUUUGUUUUCCGGUGUAUCUCCCUCUCCCGACGCUCAUGUGGGACGUUGGUUGGCGAGCAGCAGUCCUCACCAACAAGGGAUUCCCACGCGGUCCUGCCGCUUUGAAACAGCAUGUCCACCUCCAAUGAUGAGUUCUAACACUCAGCUACAGGGGGGCCACUCCAGUCCGUCCCAACAAGCCGCGUGGCCUCGUCCCCACGCGGACUCGACGGGCCCGCAGUUGUCCGGCAGCUGCAUGUACGAACAGCUAGCGAACUCCGGCCCUCCUCCCCCGGUCAGUGGGCUCGCCCACUUUGAGGCGCCGAACACCGGCUUCUCUCUGCCGCAUGUGGUCAGGGGAGCCUGGCCCUCCCCCACCGCCGUCGGCCAAACGCAACCUCCCCCGUUCGGCGACAUGUCCGAGGCGGGAGUUUCCCGACCCGAACGUCCACCAGAAAACGGAACAUCGCAGUCCAGUUUCUUCUGCUGGAACAGUCAAGGUCAGAUGCCCCAAGUUCACUUGAACCCGUACGUCUGCUCGGUGCAUCCCCCCGGGGGCAUCGACUUUUCCCAAAACGCCGGCCCCUGACCCCCACCCAGAACCCCGUCGCUCAGAAUGCCGCCCGAAACCUUGCCCGCCUCUCGGAGAGGAAACAAAACCUUCUCAUUUCAAUGGGACUGAAUCGCUGCUCCGCUUUGUACAUCGAUUUCCGAUGAGGUGGCCACGGUUUUAGGAUUCCCUUGUCCGCCAUCCUGUGUGUCACUACCGGUAAUUGGAAACCCAUCUAUAUGUCCGCCAUCUUGUGUGUUGAAAGACUCCAAAGUCAUGUACAGAAAAAUUCAGCAGGGUAAAAUCAAUCAAUCAAUCAAUCAAGCAAGCAAGCAAGCACUUAUAUAUCGUUUAUAUAUUCUCGUUAUUUUUGAAAAAAAUUAUGUCAAGCUUUUUAUUUUUUAAAGGUAAUAAGGGAAAAAAGUUUUUGUUGUGGCCGGCGGCCCUGUGUCCGCACUUAGAUAGAUCCGCCCCUGCACUGGACAGCACCCGAUCAUGUCUCCCCAAUCGGAACCAGAACAUUUUAAAACAGUUACCGUAAUUUCCGGCCUGCAAGCCGCGACUUUUUUCCCGCACGCUGUCAACCCUGCGCUUUAUGCGGUGAUGCGGCUAAUUUGUGCGGGGCAACUCGAGCGGAAAAGGUAAGAAUGCGACCGGUGGAAUAUAUGUGCCGAGGAGGUGACUUUUACCGGCCCUGUUAGCGCUGGGCUAGCGUUAGUGCUGUGCUAGCGUGUUACUGGCGUGUCUCUGAUAUUUAUCAGUAAGUUUUAUUUUAACCGGCCCUGUUAGCAUCAGCGCUAGCACAGCGCAAGCAUUAGCCCUAGUUUUAGCGUGGCGCUAGCUCUAGCGGAGCGCUGUCGUCAAACUCUUUAUCUGUUCCGUCUUUGUAAAUAUCUCGUGUUUCAGUGUCAGUUUCAAUGUGGGCACUUGCGGCUUUUACACGGAUGCGGCGUAUCUAUGUACCAAAUGGUAUUUCCUUUACAAAUGUACUCGGCGAGGCUUGUAACCAGGUGCGCCCUGUAGGCCGGGAAUUACAGUACUUGAAUAUCAUCAACAUGACACCGUAUUCGUCGCAAAUCACACUCGCAGCAGAAAGCGGAAGUUACCAAAAGAAGCUGGCAAAAAUGAUCUUUUUUCACCGCAGUGUUAUGAAGACAAAGUUGUAAAUAGUUAAUUUGCAUUUAAAGUGCAGUAUUUCAUUUUUCGUCGGCCAUAUUUCUCAUGUUUCCCCAAAUGUUGUUGUUAUUGUUGUUGCAUUACGGCCGCAAAUGGUCCCCCGACCCGUAGUGUGGACACCCGUGAUCGAGAUAUGGAUAAUUGCGAUAUGGCUGUCAUUUCAAAGCAUCGCUCUAAAAUUCCGUGCCGCUUUGGUCUGACAUUUAUGUUGUUUAUAGACAAAACAAAACCAAAAAAAAGUGAAGUGCUGUAAAUACUUUCCGGAUCCUGUGUAUAGAAAUUAUGUAUUUAUAUUUACAAUUCUGUUUAACACGAACUGAUACAAGACAAUCUUUCUAAAUUUUGCCUUCAGAGGAACUUUUUAAGCUAAGUCGCUAACACUCAAAAAGACAGAAAGUUGUCGAAAUUGGGCGCACACCCCCUUUUUUCCCCCCACCCCUGAAAUUUUCUCCCGACGGCGGAGUAUUGAAAACUGUAAAACGCGGGAGUCGAAAAGUUGAAAAACUUGUCAAGCGGGAGGAAGCCGAGCCGACCCCCGCCCCCCCAGUUUGAAAACCGCCGGCGUGCCCAGGACGUGUCGUCGCGUCGGUGAUGAUUGGCGGCGCUCGGGCAGCUCAACUUCAUCACCAAACGUGGACGUCGACGUGAUUUCUGCCAAUUAAGUUUUGUCCUUGAUUUGUAUUUUUGCUUUUCUAAUAAACGCCACCGAGUGGACGGAGCAAGCGGUCUCGACGGGUCGGUUCUGUGACUUCGCGCCAAUGGCGAAUCGUUCGUACAAUUUACAGGACCCGAAGAGCAGAUACUGUACUACUAUGUACUAUUUCGACUACCUGCUGUUGGCAAAUUGGAAGGCAUCAAUAGCAAGUAGGUGACAUGCGAGGGAAUAUUUCUACUGCACUUUUUUUUUUUUAAAUGUAAAUUAGUAGUAGUAGUAGUAGUAUCAAAUAGUUCCUUUUUUUUUUUCCUACUAGCAAAAGGAGUUACUAUUUGUUGUAGUAGUUUUUUAAUUCCUGGUUUUCCCAAAAAUAACCCAGGGCAAGUUGGUAACCAUGCGUACUUUUCAGAAUGACAAAUGCCGAUACAAUACAAUUUGUAGUAUCGUAAUUUCCGGCCUACAAGCCGCCCCUUUUUUCACACGCGUUUUAUGCUAAUUCAUGCAUUUUUUUCUAACGGCCGCAAGGGGGCACUUGAGCGGGAAAGGUAAGAAUGAGACCUGUGGAAUGAAUAUAUGCGCCGAAGAACUAACUUUAACCGUCCCUGUUAGUGCUGCGCUAGCCUUAGCGCUGUGCUAGCGUGUUGCUGCUGUGUUACUGGCGCGUGUCUGUGAUAUUUACCAAUAAAUUUCGUUUUAACCAGCCUUGUUAGCUUUAGAACAGUGCUAGCAUCAGAGCCAGCUUUAGCGCGUUGCCAGCGUUAGUGCGGUGCUAGUGUUAGUGCUGGCUUUAGUGUGGCGCUAGCGUUAGCGCUAGCAUUAUUGCGGUGCUAGUGUUAGUGCUAGCUUUAACGCGGCGCUAGCGUUAAACUCUUUGUGUACCAUCUUUCUUUGUAAAUAUCUCGUGCUUGAAUGUGGGCACUUGCGGCUUUUACACAGAUGCGGCGUACGUAUGUACCAUUUCCUUUACAAAUGUACUCGGUGAGGCUCAUAACCAGGUGCGCUCUGUAGGCCGGGAAUUACGGUACUACUUUUAGCCGAUGGUAAAGCGUAAAAGUUGUGUUGCGGAAAUAAAAAGCAUAACGUCACAUCUGAAAUUAAAAUGAGAAAAAUCUAAAAAGGAGCUGCGACACGUCUCAUGUGGUGUGUGUACUUUUGCGCUCAGUCUAUUUUAAAAUGCCAGUGCGCUAACGUCCCCCCCCCCGAUCCGCUUUGUCUAUGAAUGGUAAUGUGGUUAUUAAUAAUAAAUGGGCCGUGAAAAUAUAAUCAAUUCCUCACGUCCUUCUCAGACAUUUUCACAUCGACUUAAUCUGCGGUCGGCGAUUUAAAAUGCAUGAAAUGUUCAUUUUCUGGGGUUGGUUAGGAAUGAUGCAAGAGAAAAUCUGUCCUUGAAAUAUGGAGACAGAUGAAAUAUUUAGCAACGGGCAGACCGAUAUGAUUUCUAAUAUCGCUGCUGUCAUUUUGAAUUGGAAUUACAUUUUUUUUUUCACUCACCUCGCAAAGACAGUUUCACUCAUUAACUUGGAAUUCGGUAGGUGUGUCUAUCUAUCAUGCGUAGAUCCACAAAAAAAAAAAAAGAA
This is a messenger RNA of Syngnathoides biaculeatus (alligator pipefish), 5946 nucleotides long. RefSeq names its product aryl hydrocarbon receptor-like. Gene Ontology annotation, biological process: regulation of transcription by RNA polymerase II. Gene Ontology annotation, molecular function: protein dimerization activity; nuclear receptor activity; transcription cis-regulatory region binding. The transcript is spliced from 11 exons. The coding region runs from base 202 to 2577 and encodes 791 amino acids. The record is from RefSeq and is a predicted model, not a curated record. NCBI's taxonomy places the organism in Eukaryota, Metazoa, Chordata, Actinopteri, Syngnathiformes, Syngnathidae. Gene Ontology annotation, cellular component: aryl hydrocarbon receptor complex; nucleus.